GUAUUGCCCAAAAAUGUCUAGCCUCGCUGCGCAGAAGGCAACAGCCAAAGCCGUCAUCGCUGGUUUCGACGCGUGGGAACUCGAAAAGAUCAUGGCCUAUCGACACCCAGACUGUCAAAUACAAGUUAUCCCUGCAUCCCUGGGCCGACCUAAGAUGAACAACGCAGAGUAUCGUGUACGCCUAGCUCAUAUAAUGCCAUGGUUCAGGAAUUUCAAGGCGACUGUUCACACGGAGGUGCAUGACGCUGAAGCGCAUACAUGCAUGAUACAUGCUACGAGUACAGCGGAGACGGAUAUUGGACCGUAUGCAAACGAGUAUGCGUUGAUUUUGACUUUUACGGAGGACGGGACGAAAGUCAUCAACUUUUUGGAGAUGGUAGAUUCGGCUUACUCAUCGAAGUUCUUUGCGGCGCUGGCAGAGGCAGGGCUGAAAUAGUAGUGAGAUCGUUUAGUCGAAUAGAUACCAGCACAUUGUAGUGAGCUCGCAGCUGCAUUGCCUUA
Molecule: messenger RNA, 501 nt
Organism: Parastagonospora nodorum SN15
Lineage: Eukaryota; Fungi; Ascomycota; Dothideomycetes; Pleosporales; Phaeosphaeriaceae
Exons: 2
Coding region: 14-436 (140 amino acids)
Source: RefSeq, a predicted model, not a curated record